This is a messenger RNA of Diorhabda carinulata, 2562 nucleotides long. Its product is annotated as alpha-N-acetylglucosaminidase. The coding region runs from base 85 to 2418 and encodes 777 amino acids. The transcript is spliced from 17 exons. NCBI's taxonomy places the organism in Eukaryota, Metazoa, Arthropoda, Insecta, Coleoptera, Chrysomelidae. The record is from RefSeq and is a predicted model, not a curated record.
AUAGUUCAAUUGGAAGUUUUAUGAUCCAAUAUCACAAAACUGACUGAAUUGAGUGGUUAGGUUGAAAGAACUGAAUUUGACAUAAUGAAGAAUCAUCAUUUUUAUUCAGUGCUCAUUUACUUGGUGCUUAUAAAUUCAGUGUUAUUUGUAAAAUCUUAUAAGUUUCAAGAAACAUUGGGUCAUAUUAAACCCAACACUGACGCAAAUGUUCAAACUGAAGCAGCAAAAGACUUGGUUCGUAGGGUAAUUGGAUCCAGGUCAACGGAUUUUCUAAUAUUAGUUGACCCACAGCUUAAGUCAGAAAAUAAAGAUCUCUUCAAGGUGUGGAAAGAGAAUAAAAUAGUAAAAAUAGUUGGUACGACUGGUGUUGCUGUUGCGACGGGAUUUAAUUAUUAUUUAAAGUAUUUUUGUAAUUGUCACAUUUCCUGGGAGGCCUCACAGUUGGAUUUGCCGGAAGACUUACCCGAAGCUAAUGUUACCAUUACCUUAAACGAUAGGUUUAGAUAUUACCAAAAUACAUGUACUACCAGUUACAGUUUUGUUUGGUGGGAUUGGACUCAAUGGGAAAAUCACAUCGAUUGGAUGGCAUUGAAUUCCUUCAAUUUAGUUUUAGCUUUCAAUGGGCAAGAAGCUAUUUGGGAAAGAGUAUAUAAAAAGCUUAAUUUCACGCAGGGAGAUAUCGAUGAACAUUUUACGGGUCCAGCAUUUUUAUCUUGGUUACGGAUGGGUAACAUGCGAGGAUGGGGUGGACCUUUAUCUACUCAUUGGCACGAGAGAUCAAUAUGGAUACAGAAAAAGAUUUUAGAAAGGAUGCGUAGUUUGGGUAUAAUUCCAGUACUACCAGCAUUUGCUGGCCACUUACCGAGAGCUAUUAAAAGAUUAUAUCCUGAUGUCAAUGUGACUAAAAUGAAUGUAUGGAAUCAUUUCAAUGAAUCUUAUUGUUGUCCAUAUUUUCUUGAACCAACGGAAAAUCUUUUUAACGUUAUUGGAAAAAUGUUUCUUGAAGAGCAAACGAAAGAAUUCGGAACCGAUCACGUGUAUAAUUGUGACAGUUUCAAUGAAAAUGAUCCUUACACAACUGACCUUACUUAUUUAUCAAAUGUUGGACAAAGUAUAUUUGCUGCUAUGACAGCUGUAGAUCCCGAAGCUGUUUGGUUAAUGCAGGGGUGGUUGUUUUAUAACAAUCAAUAUUGGUCUGAUUUGGAAAGAGCUAAAGCUUUAAUAACCAGUGUACCUUUGGGGAAAAUGUUAAUACUUGAUCUUCAAUCUGAAGAAUUUCCCCAGUAUGGCAGAUUAGAACAGUAUUUUGGGCAACCAUAUAUUUGGUGUAUGCUCCACGAUUUUGGAGGGACUUUAGGCAUGUUUGGAUCUGCUAAUAUCAUAAAUGAGAGAGUUUUCGAGGCUAGGAACCAUGUAAAUAGUACAAUGGUAGGAAUAGGCUUAACACCGGAAGGUAUUAAUCAAAAUUAUGUAAUCUAUGAUUUGAUGUCAGAAAAUGCUUGGAGAAAAGCACCUACUAAUUUGACCGAAUGGUUUAGGCAAUACUCUAUUAGAAGAUAUGGUAAAGUUAAUGAAAAAAUAUCUGGCGCAUGGCUUAUUUUGAAGGAUACUGUUUAUAAUUUUCAUGGAAUAGAACGAAUGAGAGGAAAAUACGCAAUCACUUGGACUCCAACUUUGAAAUUAGAUGUAUGGACAUGGUAUAAUUAUACAAAAUUAUUUGAGGCAUGGGAUAUUUUUGUCAAAAAUGCCGACGACUUAAAAGAUAGUCCGGCUUAUCAACACGAUCUAGUAGAUUUAACCAGACAAGUUCUUCAAGUUUACGGUGAUAUUUUCUAUGAAGACAUAAUUCAUCAUUUCAACUCUAAUAAUAUUGGAAAUUUUCAAGAGAAAGCUAAAAUAUUUCUGAGUAUAUUUGACGAUCUGGAACUUAUUCUGUCUACAAAUAAAGCGUUCUUAUUAGGACCAUGGAUUGAUUCGGCCAAAAAAUGUGCCAAUACUACAAAGGAAAGCGAUCUUUUUGAAUAUAAUGCAAGAAACCAAAUUACUCUAUGGGGACCAGAAGGAGAAAUCAUUAACUAUGCUAACAAACAGUGGUCAGGCAUUGUUGCAAGUUUUUUCAAACCACGUUGGAACAUAUUCAUUACAAGUAUGAAUAGCAGUCUUGUUAACGAUGUACCUUUCAACGAACAAGAUGUGAAAUAUGAAAUGUUUAAAAAUGCCGAAGAGCCAUUCACAUUUGACCGCACUGUAUAUCCCGUGGAACCAAUAGGUGAUCCUGUCAAAGCUGCGAAAAAAAUUCACGAGAGAUGGAUAAACCGAUAUGAGAAGAAGAAACAUUUUGCUGUCAACUAUGGUAGUAGAUCUAGAUAUAUUUCUAAAUUGGUUAAGGCCGCAAAACGCAAAUUGAAACUUGAAUGACACAAGAAAUUGCUCAACAGAUAGGAAUUUGACUACUAUUUGUAAUUACGUUUCGAAAAACAACAAUGAUUCACGAUGAUUAGUCAAGAUUCAACCAAAAAGUUGUCUAAAUUUAUCAAAAAAAUAAUAAAAAAAUAUGUAAUA